Ctenopharyngodon idella (grass carp) is the source of this 1053-nucleotide messenger RNA. RefSeq lists its product as uncharacterized. Lineage: Eukaryota; Metazoa; Chordata; Actinopteri; Cypriniformes; Xenocyprididae. The record is from RefSeq and is a predicted model, not a curated record. The transcript has 4 exons. The coding region runs from base 158 to 829 and encodes 223 amino acids.
AGGCCUCGACUGAAGCACGAGCACGAGCUCUCUCACACACACGCGCGCAAUGAAAUGAAAGAAUGAAAUGAUUGACGAUAUAAAGCGAGUAUAAAAGCGAGUAAAUUCAGUCAGAUGUUCUGAGGUGAUCAAUGAGAUUCACUCACAGUGAUCUGGAAUGGAAGAACUGAUCAAUACAGGCCAGUCAGACGUUGUUGGUAGACUGGCAUUCAAAUACAUGGAGAUGUGUAAAGUAGAUUCGAGUUCAGACUCUGAAUCAGACACAAACCCCAGAUGGUCUGAUGUCAGCAGCAAGGGUUGUGAAAGCAGCGCUCCGGAGAACCGGGAAGCUCCUAAGAAACUCCAGAAAAACUACCAACAGUGUCUGGAUCCCUACGAUGGAAGUUCUGAAGACUCUGGUUCUUCUGAUGACGGUGUAAAGAAGCAAAGACACGGUGGUCUUCGGAUCAAAGGAACCGGUCGUAGAUCCUCCGUCAACCCUCAGAUGAGGAGAGCUGGGACACGGCCGGACGAUCCAGAUGUCCAGAUGAGGUCAUCCAGCGACUCGGAGGUCUGUAACCAGGACUGCUGGUCUGUAAUGUGUGCAAAACCGGAUCUGUCCGACUCCGGGUUCAACAGCAGAUCCGGCCUCAGCUCUCCUGCGGUGCCGUCCGCUCCAGAGACGCUCCUCCACGCCGCCGGCCCGUCCUGCAGCAGGAUCCCGUCAGGAUCUCCAGACAGCCCGGCUGUCCAUGCGGCCUUUUCCAAGAGGAAGUUCUUUCCGCCUUCGGGCGAGGUGGAGGACGGGAUGCGGAGGAAGCGGCAGUGCAUCAGUGACAUGGAGGUCUGAACGAGGCCUGCAGAUGGACCUCAUGUUCACUGCCAUGAGAAGGUUUUGUUUCCCUAUUUAGUCGGUUGGAAAGAGACACUCAGAAAGAGAGAGUAAGUGCAGGUGUUGAAGUACAUAUGAGACGAGAGUUCUUCCUUCAUUCCCUGACCUCAGAUUCAACACUGUUGACGCCAAAGUUAUUUCAAUAAUAAAUUAUGACUAAUAAACCUAAACUUCAUUCAUGA